This is a messenger RNA of Rhododendron vialii, 2636 nucleotides long. RefSeq lists its product as uncharacterized. The coding region runs from base 58 to 999 and encodes 313 amino acids. The record is from RefSeq and is a predicted model, not a curated record. Lineage: Eukaryota; Viridiplantae; Streptophyta; Magnoliopsida; Ericales; Ericaceae. The transcript has 2 exons. Gene Ontology annotation, cellular component: chloroplast.
UCCCCCAAUACACCAAUAUACAUCUGAACUGUCUCUCCCUCUCUCUCGCUCGCGUCCAUGGCUUCCUCUAUCUCACACCCACCACCACUGCUCACAUUAUCACAGAAAUCAACCCAUCCGAAGCUCUCACCCAACCCAAUCACCAAGGUUUUACACUUCCAGUUAAAUUCAUUCCAAUCCUCUCCCCAUCUGGGUCCUCUCCUCACCGCUCAAAAACCCCUUAUUCUCUCUCCAACAAGAGUUUCUUCACGCGGGUCUCUCGAUUCCACACAUGAAAUCGAGCCUCUAUCCCCCUUUGAGGAAAAACCAGUAAAAUUCCUCUUCUGGGUGUUCUUUUGGGCAUCUCUAUCCCUUGCCUGUUUAGCUGCAUCAGGUGAUGCCAAAGCUGCUCUUGCUGCCGACUCCAUUAGAGCCUCGGGCUUCGGUGUGAAGGUUGCGAACUCGUUGCGGGGCUGGGGUUGGCCCGAUGAGGCUGUUGUGUUGGCCCUAGCUACACUUCCGGUAAUUGAGCUUCGUGGGGCUAUUCCUGUUGGGUACUGGUUGCAACUCAGUCCUUUAAUCUUGACGGUCUUGGCUGUUAUUGGGAACAUGGUUCCUGUGCCCUUCAUUGUACUCUAUUUGAAGAAAUUUGCAACUUUCCUUUCGAGGAAGAGCCCUUCUGCAUCUCGUUUGCUUGAGCUGUUAUUUGAGAAGGCCAAGGAAAAGGCUGGCCCCGUGGAAGAGUUUCAAUGGCUUGGUUUGAUGCUGUUUGUGGCUGUGCCAUUCCCUGGAACAGGGGCAUGGACUGGAGCUAUCAUAGCUUCCAUUCUCGAUAUGCCGUUCUGGUGUGCUGUUUCAGCAAACUUCUGUGGUGUGGUGUUCGCCGGGCUUUUGGUGAACUUGCUGGUGAAUCUUGGGCUCAAGUAUGCCAUUGUAACUGGUAUUAUUUUGUUUGCUGUUUCCACUUUCAUGUGGAGAAUCCUUAGGAAUCUUAAAAGAUCUCUCAGCUCAUCAAAGUGAUAUGGUACUCUGGACGACAGGUAACUAAUGAUUUUUAACAUAAAAUACCCCAAUUCAUUGGGACAUAAGGCUUACUUAGAUUUAUUUACAGUACACUGAAACUAUAUAUUGUGGUAUUGUGGCUGUCACCUAUUAUAAAAAAAGAAAAGAAAAUGUGUUUUAGAUUAUAUACGACGGUAAUGAUAAAUUUUAGUAUUUUAAAUAUGAACCAAUGACAUCAUCCUUAUCUCUCUAUCUCACACGUGCGCAUCAUACAUGGAUUUUUUGGGGAAGUACUGGAACUGGGCCAUUAUGUUUUGCACAUAUGAUUGAUUAGCAAGACUCCUAAAUUUACCUAAUCUUGAUUGUUAAUAGACUCUGGUAAAUUUAUGCUCAUAUUCAUUUAUACCAUUAUAUAUAUGUAUCAUCUUAAGCUUGGCAAUUUAUUCAUUUUUGAUAAAUUCAUCACACAAAUCAAACGACAAAUGUAUCAUAUUAGAUUAUUUAUCUCUCUCUCUCUCUCUCUCUCUCUCUCUCUCUCUCUCUCUCUCUUUUUAAAUAUAACAUCUAUUAUAAAUUAUUGGUUUGGUUCCAUUGUUGUUUAUCUACCCUUGAUUCUUGUAAGCUGUACUUGUAUGCUGAAAUCCUGUACUUUUGACAUAGAUUGAAGGAGAUGUUGAAUUCUUGGCCUAGCUGAAUGUAAGUAAUAUAUUUAUGGUGCCGUUGACGGCUAGUUCAGUACCGGUUGGAGGUAGUUAAACGUAUGAAAUGAAUGUCUGAGUCAUUGGGUUUAUUUUAGAAACUCUUUUUUUGCUCAGCUGAUUUAUUUUACUAGAAUUGACUAGUAGGAAGUAGGAGGUAGCUUUGGUCUCUGCUUUCACGGAAUGAUCACGGGGAGUGAAGCGAAUUUACGUUAAUAGAAUGCUGUGUAGUCUGUAGAAUAGUGAAAGCAAAAUACGGGCAGAAGCAGAUACGUUGGUUAAAAAUGGGAUAGGCAGAUUGGCAGCAACCCAUAAAAUAAGACAAUCCCCGUGGUCUUGUUAGAAUCUUUUUUUUUUUUUUUUUUUUGGGGUAAUUAAACCAUUUUAAAAAGCAAACCAACCAAGAACAAAGGAGAAUCCCAACAUACAACGGGAACCCAGGCAAAACUAACACAUUCCUAGCUGCUUAGGAAAACCAGAAACCAAAACCCAACAAAGAAAAGAUUUACAGAGAAAAAAUGCGGGAACUAAGACUCCAAGACCAAGCUAACAACCUCGGUCUUGUUAGAAUCUUGAUAUGCAAAUGCACAUUACUUUCUUGCUUCUCACCCGUCAUAAAUUUACAAGAAUCAUCCAAUUUCGUGUUCCUUCUUACGGUUUGGGGCUUUUGUUCUAAAGGUGAAGAAUGUGCCGGGGCUUUUGUUCUGGAGGUGAAGAAUGAGGCACGAAGUCGGGCCACAGGAAAGAAUUGGAUGUGGGUUGACUGGUGGCUGCAAAAUACUACUCCACUAUACUUGUGUAAUGGCUGCAGUUUAAGGUUUUGGGUUCACUAAUUAUGAGUGUGUUUAGAGGUUUUAUUUUGUCAACCUCUAACUUAGAGUUCAAGUUUUAGCUAACUUCAAAUCAGAUGUAUCAUAAUUUAAUUUUCUAUGCUAGAAUAUACUCCAUCCCUUUCCA